AUGGCAAUGGCGGUGCGUCGCCGUGCGGUGUGCGCCCUGGCGCUCCUCGCGCUGCUCUGCGGCUGCGGGGCGAACGCUGAGGGGGCUCAGACGACCGGGGAUGUGAAUGUGUCGGUGCAUGUUUCGGUGGAGGUGUCGUGCUCGGCCACCGGCAACGAGUUGCGUUGGCGCGUUGCUGACAAGGGCGAUUCCACUGCCUGGAGGGAGUGUCCGCAGGCAGUGACGGGUGCGGGGGGCAUUGAAGGCGCUGCUGCCAGCAAUACCCUCUGCCUCGUUGCCGGUUCGGUGUACCUGGACACGUCCCUGACGCGGAGCUGCCCUCCGUCCGCCACAGAUGGAGACACGAACAAAGUUGUUGCGUUCACGAUGAACUGUACGGCGGCCGAAAACAGCGCGCUGCACAAUCUGUCGAGGAGCGAAAAUGUCACCAUCAGUCCAACGGACAAUCCACUCGGCGGGUCCGGCGGUUGUGACCUCCCAAACUCCAGUCAACCCGCGACUGAAGCGCAGUCUCUACCACAACAACCUCCAGGACAACAGCAACCAGCAGGCACACAACAACAACAACUGCCAGCACCUUCAGCUCCUGUCAAGACUGAGCACGCGGACAAUCCGCCAGGCGGCAGUCGGCUGGUGCCCAAUGAACCCACUGAUUCUGCAGGGCUGCCGGUCAGUGCGUCGGAACGCAGAGCUCAGGAACCAUCGGCAAAAGGUCUUCAGACAACACCAACGCCGUCGGUUGGCACUGCGGCUUCGCCAGCACAGACAGCAGACGGGGCAGCCGAUGCACCCGGAGGUACACAAACACCUUCAACCCCCCAAGACCGAUCUGGCACGCCCAACGCCGCCCCUGCCGCCGGCGACAAUAAAGGAACCACCACUACUACUACUACGACGGCGACCACCCACAGUUCGAGUGAUGGGAACGACGCGAAAAGCAACGCGGACGGCAGUGCCACCAACAGCAAUACCACUCAGAAGGCCGUGGCGAACGCUGCGGAUCGCAGUGCCACCUCCACUUUGUUUGUGCGUGCACCUCUCAUGCUGCUCCUCACGGCUGCCCUUGCCUGUGCUGCUGGGUAA
This is a messenger RNA of Trypanosoma conorhini, 1083 nucleotides long. Its product is annotated as putative mucin-like glycoprotein. The transcript has a single exon. NCBI's taxonomy places the organism in Eukaryota, Euglenozoa, Kinetoplastea, Trypanosomatida, Trypanosomatidae. Bases 1 to 1083 code for a protein of 360 amino acids. The record is from RefSeq and is a predicted model, not a curated record.